Messenger RNA from Carya illinoinensis, 1540 nucleotides. Its product is annotated as aspartate-semialdehyde dehydrogenase. Gene Ontology annotation, molecular function: protein dimerization activity; aspartate-semialdehyde dehydrogenase (NADP+) activity; NAD binding. Gene Ontology annotation, biological process: L-threonine biosynthetic process. The transcript has 7 exons. The record is from RefSeq and is a predicted model, not a curated record. NCBI's taxonomy places the organism in Eukaryota, Viridiplantae, Streptophyta, Magnoliopsida, Fagales, Juglandaceae. The coding region runs from base 132 to 1259 and encodes 375 amino acids.
AUGACAGCCCAAUCAACUCAACGGCAGACGCUUUCCAAAACUAAAACCCUUUCGAAAACAACUCUGUCUGCACCAGCCGCCGCUCCUCCGUUUCUGGCACAUACAACAACUCCACACGCAUCUCAGCUACAAUGGCCGCCGUCACCCACCAUCCCUUUCUCUCCUCCAAACUCCUGCAAACCACCAAGCCCAAUCCCAUCCGUAUUGGCCCCACAGCGGUUCGUAUGUCCCUCCAGGAGACGGCGCCUUCGCUCGCGGUCGUUGGCGUCACUGGCGCCGUGGGUCAGGAGUUUCUCUCGGUGCUCUCUGACCGCGACUUCCCCUUCCGCUCCAUCAAAAUGCUUGCUUCCAAGCGCUCCUCUGGGAAGCGACUCACCUUCCAGGGCUGCGACUACACCGUCGAGGAACUCACUGCCGAUAGCUUCGACGGCGUCGACAUCGCUCUCUUCAGUGCCGGCGGGUCCAUCAGCAAGGAGUUCGGGCCGGUAGCCGUGGAGAGGGGAACUAUAGUGGUGGACAAUAGCUCCGCGUUUCGGAUGGAGGAGAAGGUCCCAUUGGUGAUACCAGAGGUGAAUCCCGAGGCCAUGGAUGGGAUCAAACUCGGAACGGGGAAGGGGGCACUUAUUGCCAACCCCAACUGUUCCACCAUCAUUUGCUUGAUGGCCGCCACGCCUCUUCAUCAACGAGCCAAGGUACAACGCAUGGUUGUGAGUACAUACCAGGCUGCCAGUGGUGCUGGUGCUGCUGCAAUGGAGGAGCUUGAGCUGCAGACUCGUGAGGUCCUGGAAGGCAAAUCACCAACUUGUAAAAUCUUCAAGCAACAGUAUGCUUUUAAUUUGUUCUCGCACAAUGCACCUGUCCUGUCAAAUGGAUACAAUGAAGAGGAAAUGAAAUUAGUAAAAGAGACAAGGAAAAUAUGGAACGACAAGAAUGUUAAAGUGACUGCCACAUGCAUACGAGUUCCUGUUAUGCGUGCACAUGCCGAGAGUAUAAAUCUUCAAUUUGAGAACCCCCUUGAUGAGGACACAGCCAGGAAUAUUCUGAAGAAUGCUCCUGGUGUAGUGGUUAUUGAUGAUCGGGCAUCAAAUCUAUUCCCUACUCCAUUGGAGGUGUCAAACAAAGAUGAUGUUGCAGUUGGCAGGAUCCGCUGCGAUGUGUCUCAGGAGGGGAACCAUGGGCUGGAAAUUUUUGUCUGUGGCGAUCAAAUACGCAAGGGAGCAGCACUCAAUGCAGUUCAGAUUGCUGAGAUGUUGCUAUAGUCCCACCAAUUGUUUUCAGUGAUGAGAUUUCAAUUAUGGAUUUACCUGUAUGGUGAGAUAAGAUGCUUUUAGUUUUUCAUCAUAUGUAGUUUUCAGAUCCGGAUGAGUUGAGAAAAAUGAGUGCUUUUGUUUAGUGUAACCUCUAAAAAUCUAAAUCAUGUUCAUUAUGUUCAUCGUAGGAUUCAUUAAGUUGCUUGAUGUUUUCAGUUUAAAUUGAAAUUAUAUACCUCAUCAAUCCUUAACGGGAAGAUUUUGUAGUAAUAAUUUGUGGUUCAGAAUCA